AUGUCGCCUGAAAUACUUCAGCCAUCAGCACUCAACGGUACGGAAACAAAGAUGGCGUAGGGACCUCGUCUAUCCGUUCGACGCUGUUGGCCGGACUGAUCAAUAGCUGGUCGUCGUCCUUCUUCUUCAAAGUGCAUCCUGAAUCGACGAUUUUUGUCACUACAAGAACAAUGUAUUUAUUUUUUAAACUAUUUCGAAUAUUAUCUCUGUGAAAAAAACACACGCAGUCAUCUACAUAUACACUCAUCAUUAUAUGCUUGUUUUCACCCUCUAUAACUAUAUUGCCUUUCUCUUUACUCUCUCUAUAUAGUUAUAUGCUGUUUACUCUCUGUACCCCUCUCUCAUUUUCUACAACUCCUCCUCCUGUAACUUUGCUCUCCAACUCCGUCUUCGUCAAACUGCUCUUAACGUUAGUGAUUAUUACACCACACACCGAUCAGCCUUCGCUGUGGUGACCACCACCAUGGCUAACGCUCGGUGCGGCAAUUGCGAAUUAGAGUUCGAUUCUAGCUAUAUCCAUUGUACUGAGUGUCCAAACUUCGACGUGUGUCUUAUAUGUUUUGCAAACGGUGCUGAGAUCGGUAAUCAUCUCAGGGACCAUAGCUAUAAAAUCAUGCAUCUAACUGCCAGAACAGUGAAUGUGUUUGAGACUUCUAAACCUUGGAGCCUGGCUGAAGAAACCAUGCUUCUGGAUGCUGUAGAGCAAUACGGUUUUGGUAACUGGGAGGAUGUUGCCAAUCACGUUAAAAGUAGAACUUUGUCCGAGUGUCAAGAACAUUACGUUACCUUUUAUAUUCACGGCAAUGUUGGCGCAAUUAGUUUCCCUGAUGAAAACACCAGGUCAAACUAUCGCCCCAUUCCGGAUAGCACCCCUCCGAUCAAAAAAGAGAAGAGUACCUCUGAAAACAACGAAGGAAGUGGAGAUGCUUCUGGUGAUAAUGCAAGUUGUGAUAUCAAUGGUUUAAGUAACGGAUCACCCAUGCCCCUUGUUGACUUGACAGCAGCCGAACAGAAAGACCUUGGUUACAUGAUGUUACGUGGUGACUUUGAAAGGGAGUAUGAUAAUGAUGCUGAAGCAGUGAUCAGUUCGAUUGCAAUAAACUAUGACGAUGAGGAACUGGACAUCUUGUUCAAGCUGUCUCAGGUAGACCGCUAUCGAAGUCGUUUGGCUGAACGAGAACGAAGGAAAAGGUUAGCAUGUAAGUUUGGACUUCUUUCAACCAAUGCCUUAUUUUCAAACAACAAUACCAGUGGUAAACCAAAGUCACAGCAGACCAAGAAGACCAAAUCCUCAUCGUCAAGUUCAGCUGGUUCAAAAGAUGACAAAGAUGUCAUUGAUAGAAUGCGAGUGUUUGCUCGUUUCCAGACAUUCCAUGAACACAAGCAGUUUUGUGACAACAUGCAACGCGUCAAAGACGUGCGCUGUCACAUAAAAGACCUCCUCAGGUACCGACGAAAUGGCUUGACCAAAUCGAAUGAAGUGGAGCUUUUUGAAGAAGUGAAAAUUAAAAAAGAGCGUCGAGCUGACAGAAGCAAGAAAGUAGCAAAUUCCUUGAUGAACAAACGUUCCAUGUCUUCAUCAUCGACACUUGUAUCAAAGAAAAAUGAAUGCAAACUAGACAUUAUAAUUGAUGACGAUGAUGAAAAUCCGGACGAUUGUGAUGAUGAAAGCACCAAGGAUAUGUCCUCCCUCCCUAACUAUGAACAACUUUCAAACAGCGAAAAGAGACUUUGUAGUAGUCUUCGCUUAACUCCAUCCAACUACAUAACUAUAAAAACUUCUAUCAUCAGAGAAUCUUUGCAACGACAGCAUGGAUAUCCAGUUAAAAUUCGUUAUCCAAGUUACUUGGACAAAACACAUCGACGGAAAAUAAUUAAUUUUCUGACAAACAAUGGUUGGAUUUGUGUCACUUGAUAAACUUCUCAUUGCAAAUAAUCAUUCUUUGGCCCCAAAAUCCUAAUUUGUUUUUAUUUUAUACAGUAUUUUGGAAGAUAAAAUAUGAAGUAAUUUUAACUGAACAUGAAAAGAAACAUUUAUUUAUAUAUAUAUAUAUAUAUAUAUACACGCACCUCCUCGACUUACGACCACAAAAAAAUAAGAAAAUAAAAAAAGAAAUAAAAAAUUGAUUUUCAGACGUUGGGCAGCUGCUCGUAUGAUAACUGGCAGUAUCUGGCAACGCAGGCCUCUCUCAGACCUCGGCAUCUACUGCUUUCCACUGUCUCUCACUAAGUCAUUUUGAAGCAUCAGUUUUGUUUGAAUGAAAAUAGUGUUGGAAGAUAUAAAUCCGACAUAUGACCAGAUUGACUUACGACUUGUCAGUUGAAACGGAAUUUGGUCAUAAGUCGAGGAGAAGGUGUAUAUGAGAGAGAGAGAGAGAGAGAGGUAGAUAAACACAAGUAACCUUAAUGUGUAUAUUUACGAGUAAAUACAGGUUACAGAAAAUGAUUGCAUAAGCUAUAUAAUAACUUUUGUUUACUUUUUUUCCAUCUAUAUUUUGUAUUCCAUGUAAAUAUAGGCAUUGAGAGCCUACUUGUGUUUAUCAGCCUUUCUGCCUCCAUAACAGCUCAUCAUGGAUUGUUUCUUAUACCUUAUUUUCAAUAUCAGAGGCACCAGUCCUCGAUGGUGGAGUUGGAGUUUAAUUUUUCAUCCAUCUGAGAACUACUACCUACAAACAUAUUUACAGGCUGUUAGGGCUAAAUUUGACAGUUUGCAUAAAAGGAAAAGAAAGCUCUAUUUAUUCCAAAAAUGAAAGUAUUUUAAAACAAGAAAAUUGCAGCAAAGCUGCAUGAAAGUGGCGUCAGAUGUGGUAUGCAGACCAUCAUAUAACUUGUUUGAUAUUGCAUUUUUAUUCUUCUCUUUACUGCAUGUUCAUCCGUCUUUUUCUGGUUCUUACUCAAAACUUUUUCACAGAUCACAGCCAUCUCACAGACUUGUGGUCAUGAGGAGUACUUCAUGCUCCGAUGGUUGUGAAAAAAAAUCAAAAAGUAUCAACUAGAUUAUGGCUGGGAGUUAACAGUUUACUCAAAGUAGCUGCCUGCAGCUUCCACUGUGGCCUCAAGAUGGCUCUGGAACCUGGCGCAUGCAUUCUUCACUGUGUCCCUAUGAAGAUCUUUGUACACCUCCUUGAUCUUGGCCACCAGCUUGGCCUUGGUGUUUGCAGGCAAAACAGCUGGUGUCUUUCUCAACUGUACCCCAUAUAUGGUAACCCAUGGGAUUAUAAUCAGAGGAAUUAGGAGGCCAGAAAUUGGGGUUGAGGAAAUUGUAGUAAUUCUCUAACAACCAUUUCUGACUCUUUCUGGAGUUAUGGCUAAGCACUGAAUCCUGCUGCCACACCUAUAGCAUUCUAGUAGUAACCCUCUCCAGCCAGUGUUUGACCAGUCUCCAGACAUAGCCAUCUGAAUUAGGCCCUUUUCAAAGAUGUGGGGUAGCAUGAUAUCACCCUUACUGGAAACACACCCAAAGACCGUCACAAUUUGGGGGAAUUUGGUUUUCGUGAUGUCCAUGUCACUUCUUACAGCCUUUAAGGUGUUCACAGAGCAUUGAGCAGCAGUCAUGAUGUCGGCAUUUUGUUACCUUUUCCAAUAUUCAGAUGGUUUCCUGUCCUCCAUGUCAGCUAGCUUUUACUCAACUACAACUUCAAUAUUUAUGCUCUCCAAUGCCAUUGACUGUUUAUCAAUACAUCAAACUGUUCUUGAAAAAAAUAUUGUCAAAUUUAGCCUGAACACCCUGUAUAUAUAUCUGCAUAUGUGUAUGUUUGUGUGUGUUAGUAACCUUUGAUCUGAGUUACUGUGUUGAAACUAAACAAUUGAAUCCUAGAAGUGGUAUGAUAACCAGUUGAAAGCACUCAUAUAUCACUAAAUUAAUAUUUGUUUUAAUUUUGCUAAUAGAAGUACAACCUCAGUUUUCCAGAACAUUUGGUUCCAAAGCUAUUCCAGAUUGCUAAAUUUUCUGAACAUCGUGUGGUUACACGUUAAAUAAAACAAAUAUUAAAUUUACUUAGAUAAUUAAAUGAAAUAUAGGUACCUGUACAUUUGUAUAAAUUAUACAAGUUUAUUAAUAUUGUACUGUGCAAGGUGCCUGUAAAUUUGUUUGGCAGCCACACACACACAUACCUGUUUAGUGUUGACUGUCAGAAGAAAGAAUACUUUGAUGUCAUAGUUGAGAUUAAUCAUAUUUUAAUUUUUAUCUUGGCCAAGUCAAUCUCUUGCUACUCUGAGUUUCACCUGUGGGUACAGGCCUUCCAGGCAAGUUUUAUAUAUAUAUCAUUUAAUAUGCACGUUAUUUAAAUAUGAAUUACUAAUAGUUUCAUACUUUGGAAACACAGUAAUUCAGCUGAUUUAUAUAAAGCCGAAUUAUUGUUUUCACAGUAUGACACUAUUAGCUCAUAUUUAAUACUUUGUUUAUUAACUGAUAUUUAUCUCAUUAGAUGGAGUUCUUCUUUUGUUGACUCUACCUAUAACAGAACAGUAAGCUAUCUAUCUAUCUAUCUAUCUAUCUAUCUAUAUAUAUAUGUGCUCAUACACACACACACACACAAACACACACAUUUUCUACAAAUGACUGCUAUUUUCAGAUAAAGACAUAAAGUUCAACUACUUUCUUGUCAGUGAAUUCUAUAACAAGCCAACAGUUGGCUUCUUGCAUACAAAUAUGUCUUUGCAUGAAACUUCAAUCCAGGGCUAGGCCUUAUUUAAUAUUAAAGUCCUGCACAAGACAGCAGGCUGGACAAAAUGCUUACCAGCUUUUCAUCUGUCUCUGUUUUGAGUUCGAAUUCCACCAAGGUUGACAUUGCCUUUUAUCCUUUCAGAGUUGAUAAAAUAAGUACCAGUCAAGUAGUGGGGGUCAAUGUAAUCAAUUUACUCCUUCCCCCUGCAGAAAUAUCAGCCCUUGUGCCUGUAGUAGAAAAGGUUAUUGAAGUCCUAUAUAUUUAUGACUAAUGCAAGCCCAGAGGCAGCAAUCUUUUGUAUAUGUACUUAUUGUGUGUGUCUUGUCAGAAUGUUCACCAAGGAAAAUGAGGCAGGACAUAUGUGAGUCUAGGUUUUUACUUUUGAAAUCCAAGAUCACCUGUAAAGAAAGGUAUUUGAUUGGAGGUCUGUACAUCCAAGUUUGACUUUGGCAAAGGGAAUGGAAGUUUUCUGCCACUAAUACCAACUGUGGUCUUACUACAUGCUUUGUUUGUUUCUUUUUUUUUUUUUUUUCUGUAGUGGUUUCAGUUAUUGGACUAUAGCUGUGCUGAGGCACAUUUUUUUCUUUUUUUCCUUUUUCUUUUUCUUUUUUUUUUCUUUAAAUAUAAAUUUGUAAAGUAAAAAUUAAAUCUUCACUGCCAUAUACAAUCUACUACACAAUAUGUAUGAUUUUUCUGAAGGCGGUGAGCUGGCAGAAUUGUUACCGCACUGAACAAUACUUAGCGGUAUUUCAUUUGUCUUUAUGUUCUGAGUUCAAAUUUCACCAAGGUUGACUUUGCCUUUCAUCCUUUCGAAGUCGAUAAAAUAAGUAUCAGUUGACCGCUGGGGUCAAUGUAAUCAACUUACAUCCUCCUUCGAAAUUGCUGGCUUUGUGCCAAAAUUGGAAACCAAUAUAUAUGAUUUGCUGUCUGUGCAUUUAUGUAUGUUGUGUUGUAUGUAUAAGGUGCAUAUAUAUAUAUGUAUCUUUAUUUUUGCAAUACAUAUAUAUCACAGAUGUAUGUUUUUCUGUGUGUCUUUAUGUGCACACAUUCAGUACAUUUAGUGUAUAUGUGAAUAUGUUUGUGUGUAAAUAUGUAUAAUACUUUUUUUAAAGCAAAUCCAAAAGACAAAAAUUAAAAGAAAAAACAUUUAAUAAA
Messenger RNA from Octopus bimaculoides (California two-spot octopus), 5822 nucleotides. Its product is annotated as transcriptional adapter 2-beta. Gene Ontology annotation, biological process: chromatin remodeling; regulation of transcription by RNA polymerase II. Gene Ontology annotation, cellular component: nucleus; SAGA-type complex. Gene Ontology annotation, molecular function: zinc ion binding; chromatin binding; protein binding. Lineage: Eukaryota; Metazoa; Mollusca; Cephalopoda; Octopoda; Octopodidae. The record is from RefSeq and is a predicted model, not a curated record.